Corylus avellana is the source of this 1347-nucleotide messenger RNA. RefSeq names its product protein LIGHT-DEPENDENT SHORT HYPOCOTYLS 5-like. Gene Ontology annotation, biological process: response to light stimulus; mRNA transcription. The record is from RefSeq and is a predicted model, not a curated record. Gene Ontology annotation, cellular component: nucleus. Lineage: Eukaryota; Viridiplantae; Streptophyta; Magnoliopsida; Fagales; Betulaceae.
GGACUUUUCAGGAUUAACCAGUACAGGUCCAGUAAGAGUAAGGUGCCAAAAGAGAGAGAUUGAUUGAGAGCAGGUGAAAAUUUUGACGUGACCUUUCAAGUCAUCCAUUUUCAGACUGUCUUCUUCCUCUUCCUCUCUAAUGCAUGGGCCCCUCUUUUGUUCCCUUUGGCUUCCUAUAUAUCCUCCCUUGCUCUUCCAUAUGCUUCCCAUAGCCUCCUUCUUUUUUCAUACAGGUCUUUUUACAAGCUCCUCGUAGGCAUCCCAACAAGAAAGAACCAUAACUUAACAUGUCGGCUGCUGUUGCUGCGGCGGCGGCGGCGGCCUCGGCCUCUCUCAGUCGGUGCAGCGGCUCAACGAACAGCACUUCUUCGGGGACCACCCAGAGAGCCCACCACGAGGCGUUGAUCGCACCAUCUCCGCCGAUGCUGAGCCGGUACGAGUCCCAGAAGCGGCGGGACUGGAACACGUUUGUGCAGUACCUGAAGAACCACCGCCCGCCCUUGACUCUCUCCCGUUGCAGCGGCGCCCAUGUUCUGGAGUUUCUCCGGUACCUGGACCAAUUCGGGAAGACGAAGGUCCACGCUGACCUCUGCCCGUUCUUCGGGCACCCUCACCCGCCAGCACCCUGCCCUUGCCCGCUGCGACAAGCAUGGGGCAGCCUUGACGCUCUCAUCGGCCGCCUCCGCGCAGCCUUCGAAGAAAACGGCGGGAAGCCGGAGACCAACCCGUUUGGCGCGCGUGCCGUGAGGCUGUACCUUAGGGAAGUGAGGGACGCUCAGGCAAAGGCGAGAGGGAUUGCGUAUGAGAAAAGGAAGCGUAGGAAGCCACAAGUACUGGAGACCGUUAAUGGCGGCUUGGGUCAUGUAGAGAUGUCGGACUCAAAUGGGGUUGUAGUUGUGACGGCCGUCGGAGGUUCAUCGGAUUCCAGAAGCUCGUUGAUGCAGCUAUCUGUGCUGAACUAAUAUGUGAAAGGAUGUCGUGGGGGGGGUGGGGUUUUAAUUAAUUAGUGUAAUGUGCGUGGGCAUGAAUUAAUUUUAUCUUUUUAUUAUGCUAUUUAUUAUUUUCGAUAGAUUUCCUCCGUGGAAGAAUCAAGAAGCUCUGGAAAUGGGAAGAUAUUCCCACCACAGAAAAGAAAAAGGAAAGAAAUAUGGUGGAGAAGAGUGGGGGGUGGGGGCGGGGAUGUUUGGUUUGGCAUGGAGGGGCUUGAAUGGUCACAUCAAAUCAUUUUAACCAGAAUUAGCUGAGCACAAAGAUGAUGCCCAACAGCAUGCCUUUGUUUUGCGUGGGGUCGAAAUCAUCUUUAGGGAAAAUAAAUAAAAUCGGGUACUGUCCUUUAUUUCAAUUUAA